AUGAAGGGGAAAGUCUCUGGCAAAAAAAGCGCUAAGCUGAAUUCUAAAAACGUCUCGAAAGGUGGUAUUAAAAAGCAGCAACGAAUCAAAACCAAGCUGAGAAUCGAACAAGUGAACAAAGAGUCGUUCCUACUCUCUGAGCUCAACGAGAGAGAAACCAAGAAAAAUGUUAAGCCCUGCCCUGAAGCUCUAAAAGUCAAGAAAUUGUUGAAAGAUCAGCAGAGAGACAAAAAUACGCAGGAGGCAUUUCAGCAAGAAAAGAAAAAUACCGACGACCAUAUGCUGCGGCAACUCGAACAAAUCUCGGGGUUUUCUCUCUGA
Molecule: messenger RNA, 321 nt
Organism: Lachancea lanzarotensis
Lineage: Eukaryota; Fungi; Ascomycota; Saccharomycetes; Saccharomycetales; Saccharomycetaceae
Gene: ADF1
Product: LALA0S11e00188g1_1
Exons: 1
Coding region: 1-321 (106 amino acids)
Source: RefSeq, a predicted model, not a curated record